This is a messenger RNA of Actinia tenebrosa (Australian red waratah sea anemone), 1023 nucleotides long. RefSeq names its product rho GDP-dissociation inhibitor 1. The record is from RefSeq and is a predicted model, not a curated record. NCBI's taxonomy places the organism in Eukaryota, Metazoa, Cnidaria, Anthozoa, Actiniaria, Actiniidae. Gene Ontology annotation, molecular function: Rho GDP-dissociation inhibitor activity; protein binding. Gene Ontology annotation, cellular component: cytoplasm; cytosol; membrane. Gene Ontology annotation, biological process: Rho protein signal transduction.
GUUACUCCAUUUUGUUCCAAAGACGAGCAAAGGACUUUACUUCCUUGCAAAACUGAGACCAUCAGAUCUUUUCUUAUCUUUCUACUCCUCUUUCACUCCAAACCAUGUCAGAAUCAGAGCAGUCUCCAUCGGCUAUUCCCGAUGAUGAAGAGCCAGAAGAGACUCCAGGAUAUAAACCGCCAGCACAAAAAACCUUAGAAGAAAUUCAAAAGCUCGAUGCUGAGGACGAAUCGUUGGUUCGCUACAAACAGGCUCUUCUUGCGGGUGCUGAAGCGGCGGGCGCUGAAGGAGGACCGAACGUAAUUGUUCAAAAACUAACUUUGGUAGUUGAAGGUCGACCCGACAUCGAGGUGGACUUGACCGGCGAUCUUACCAAGUUAAAGGAAAAAGCAUUUGUUAUAAAGGAAGCAGCUGAGUAUAGACUGAAAAUUACGUUUUUGGUACAAAGGGAUAUUGUUUCAGGCCUUAGACUUCACCAGGUUACUUACCGAAAAGGGAUCAAAGUUGAUAAAACUUCGUUCAUGGUUGGUAGUUAUGGACCUAAGAAAGAACCCCAUACAUUUUUAACCCCCAGUGACGAGGCCCCUAAAGGAAUGUUAGCACGAGGGCACUAUGUAGUAAAAAGCAAAUUCAUUGAUGAUGAUAAACAUGUUCAUCUUGAAUGGGAAUGGGCAUUUGAUAUCAAGAAAGACUGGGAAUAGAGCGCUUUUUUGUCCUUUAGAACCUCUAAUCACUCAGGAUUCAAGAUAUUCCAUAAUUAAAGCGUAUCACAGUUAUGUGCUCUGCUCGGUUUUUCUUGUCUGCACAGUAAACAAUUCGUAAUUGUCUUUGCUUUUGUUAUAAUUUUGUUUAUUUGGUCUUAAAACGAACGAGAGAAAACUGAUGACAUUUUAUAUGAUGCGUAAGUGAUUGUAUUUAAAGCUAUAAGUGUUUUACAAAUGUUUCUCACAAAUUCAUCCCUAAGAGUCAUUUGUUAAAUGAAAACUCUUAACCAGACCUCAUUAAACUUUUUAUUUGAUGGUA